ACAGAUCCUCCUGCUGGCCACUCAGUGGCUGAGGACUUGCUACUUCCGGGUCGGGGGCGUCUGGCGUGGAGAGUUUGGGGAUCUACAGCAACCAAAGGCUUUUCCCUGACUUCGUAUGAUUGCGGCAGGCGAGCGAGUGAGUCGUGCGUGAGGAAAGAGAGGCAAGGCUUUUCCGAGAUCGUCUCAGCGAUGGCGCUUCGGUCGCGGUUCUGGGGGUUCUCCGUUUGCAGGAACCCUGGGUGCAGGUCCGCAGCUCUCUCAACCAGCUCCAAGCCGGCGGCGGAGCCUGAAGUGCACCCUGUGGAAAAUGAAGCUGUCGCCCCAGAGUUCACCAAUCGGAACCCCCGGAACCUGGAGCUUCUAUCUGUAGCCAGGAAAGAGCGGGGCUGGCGGACGGUGUGGCCCUCCCGUGAGUUCUGGCACAGGUUGCGAGUUAUAAGGACUCAGCAUCAUGUAGAAGCACUUGUGGAGCAUCAAAAUGGCAAGGUUGUGGUUUCGGCAUCCACUCGCGAAUGGGCUAUUAAAAAGCACCUUUAUAGUACCAGAAAUGUGGUGGCUUGUGAGAAUAUAGGACGAGUACUGGCACAGAGAUGCUUAGAGGCGGGAAUCAACUUCAUGGUCUACCAACCAACCCCAUGGGAGGCAGCCUCAGACUCGAUGAAACGACUACAAAGUGCCAUGAGAGAAGGUGGUGUGGUACUACGGGAACCUCAGAGAAUCUAUGAAUAAAUGAAUAAAUGGAAGCAUUAAUUGUUUUGAACAUGUAAAUAUAAAACUGUCAGCCACUACAGCCAUCAAAAGAGAGCAUCUGGAAGAAUAGCCAGCUUGGAAGUUUUACAGCAAUAAUGUUGCAGUGGAAUAUUAUUUGUAGUUAAGGUCAUCCUCCUCCCCUUUCUGUUUUUUUAAAUCAAGAACUACAUUCUGCCCCUGUCUUGGGCUUCAGAAGCAUCUAAGAAAAGCAGUCGUCAAUUAUAAUUAACUUUCAAAGGGCAAGUCAGAAGUUGUUUAUAAAUUACAAAAUAAAGGCAUGUUAUGAACUCUUA
Cercocebus atys (sooty mangabey) is the source of this 1043-nucleotide messenger RNA. RefSeq names its product mitochondrial ribosomal protein L18 (gene MRPL18). Gene Ontology annotation, biological process: translation. The transcript is spliced from 4 exons. The record is from RefSeq and is a predicted model, not a curated record. Gene Ontology annotation, cellular component: ribosome; mitochondrion. Bases 190 to 729 code for a protein of 179 amino acids. Gene Ontology annotation, molecular function: 5S rRNA binding; structural constituent of ribosome. NCBI's taxonomy places the organism in Eukaryota, Metazoa, Chordata, Mammalia, Primates, Cercopithecidae.